GCGUGUAUGUGUGUGAUUGAGAGAGAGCGAGAGAGAGAGAGAGAGAGUGUGUGUGUAUGUGUGAGUGUAUGUGUGUGUCAGCCGUACCCAUCAUGGCCCCUGAGCAGCAGCUGAUCAGACGGACCGCCGCUCCGCCAUCCUCCUCCAGCGAGCAGCGGCACCGGUGAAGAGGCUCCAUGUGUCCCCCAUCCUCGGUCAGAUAUCUGAGCAAGAGGGCCGCGCUCCAGCCGCCCAGCGCGAACAUGAACAAGGAUUAUUCCAUUAAUCUAUCGGUGCAGCAAGUGCUCAGCCUGUGGGUCCAGGGCACGGUACCGACCCUACAGCACUUCACAGGUACGUUCGCACGAGGAGAAAGACCCGGUGAAACGGGCUCUUGUGUCUCAUCCAGCCGCGCGCACACGCCUCUCCACGCCGGCAGACGCACGAGCAUCCCAUCUGAACAAGAGAUGUGGUACUGGGUGUUCCUGUGGUGUCUAUUCUCGUCUCUGUUCGUUCACAGUGCCGUGGGUCUGCUGAUGUGUGUGACGCUGCAGCGUCAUAAGAGAGGACGGAUCAUCACACUGGUGCUCAUCAGCGUGGGGUUCCUGGCCUCUCUCACCGGCGGGGUCAUCACUAGUGCAGCGGUGGCAGGUGUGUAUCGUGUGGCAGGGAAGGACAUGGCUCCUCUCGAAGCUCUGGUGUUCGGGGUGGGCCAGACCGCUUUCACCGUCAUCAUCUCAUUCUCACGGAUCUUGGCCACUCUUUAAACGGGCUAAAAGCGUUAUUGAUCGACACACCUAGCAGCCAAUCGGCCGGCGGAGGAGCCAAGGUUGAGGUGAGUGGGGUUAAACCGCAGAAGUUUUGUCUGCGGUGCAAAGCGAUGAGCUUUAGGAGUCACCGAUGGCCGACGGACCACUAUAUGACACCCUCUUGGAGAUUUUAACAUUUCAAGAAGCAAAAACAGCAUUAUAGGCCAACGACUAAACUCUCUCAACGUGCCAACCGCCUCGAUGGAGGAUUGAGACGACUCUCCGGAUGUCUGUUUGUCUUCGUUAAACGUUUGUUUCGUUUUUUUGCACACGGAUCGCUUCAGCUUUACGUAAACUGGCUGGUUUUGGAGCCGUAGCUGGGCUGUCAGGCCGAGAUGGAUGCAUCGAAAUCAUCCUCUAAUAAUUUGACUGUCUGUCCGUCAUCAAACAUUUGAUCAAUUCUGCUCUGCUGAACGGCCCAAAAAGCGUUCCUGUUUUGUAUUAUUAUAGACUUUCCCUUUGGUCCAGCGGUAUUACCAUGUCCAGUUUUCUUUUUCCACUUUGCACUUUCUGCAUUUUGAAAACCGUCCAAAAGGUGUAAGAUCUAUACGCUGGGAUGCAAUAUGGACAUUAAUUUAAGGAGUUUUAAGUGUAAUCUGGUCUCUUUUAAUGAAUAUCAAUUUAUCCAUAAUGGAAAAAUGCCUUAUUAUAAUAUGGUAACGCAUCAGUAUCAAUAUUUAACUGUGGUAUUUAAUCAGUUGUCAGUUUUAAAACGAAGACAAGUAUUCGAAAAGUCACUAUGGACUACAACGUCUUGUUCUGUGUCAGGAUGUGAUGUAAUCCACCAACUGCGAUUAUAUCUUGGAAACAUUCAAAUCUGA
Puntigrus tetrazona (Sumatra barb) is the source of this 1609-nucleotide messenger RNA. It is a transcript of the gene tmem170b, whose product is annotated as transmembrane protein 170B. The transcript has 3 exons. Gene Ontology annotation, biological process: negative regulation of canonical Wnt signaling pathway. The coding region runs from base 177 to 746 and encodes 189 amino acids. NCBI's taxonomy places the organism in Eukaryota, Metazoa, Chordata, Actinopteri, Cypriniformes, Cyprinidae. Gene Ontology annotation, cellular component: plasma membrane. The record is from RefSeq and is a predicted model, not a curated record.